Molecule: messenger RNA, 2556 nt
Organism: Zygotorulaspora mrakii
Lineage: Eukaryota; Fungi; Ascomycota; Saccharomycetes; Saccharomycetales; Saccharomycetaceae
Gene: PSY2
Product: Psy2p
Exons: 1
Coding region: 1-2556 (851 amino acids)
Biological process (GO): protein dephosphorylation; DNA damage response
Cellular component (GO): protein phosphatase 4 complex; nucleoplasm
Molecular function (GO): protein phosphatase activator activity
Source: RefSeq, a predicted model, not a curated record
AUGCAGGCUAUGGAUGCUCGAAAGGUCGAAAAUGGAGUUUCCAAAGUGGAUGGAAUAGAUGAGAAUGAGCAGCGUGCUUCGGAAAGUGAAGUGCGAUAUGGCAUUAGCGAUACUAAGCCCAAGCGGGUGAAAGCCUACAUUCUGGAAAAUAACGAGUGGAAAGAUACUGGAACUGGAUUCUGCGUAGGUAAAAUAGAAAUGCACACAGAGAUUAAUGAUGACACGGAGAUGAUGCGUGCAUAUCUUAUAGUGAAUGAUGAAGAUUCGCCGGCAGAAGUUUUGUUGAGAUCGCAGUUGGGAGGAAAUAUAGAGUACCAGAGGCAGGAAGAAACGCUUAUUGUAUGGAAAGAUAUUAACGGUCGGGAUAUUGCUUUGAGCUUUGAGGAGAGUGUUGGCUGCGAUACCCUGUGCGAGUUUAUCGUAGAAGUCCAAAGACAUGUAGAAUCCAAUAUCUCAUUGGUUGCUGUCAAAUCUAAUGACAAUGGGGUUGGAUCAGUUCAUGAAAUCAUAACUGGUCCUGUGGCAUUGCCUUCAAGAGAUAUAGAACAAAAUGAGCAAACUCUGAUGGAAUCGUUGAGGAUACUGAAUGAAAAUAUCGCGUUUGAAUUUUUAAAGAAUGAAACCGUCGAAUUCGUAUUACAGACUAAUUACAUCAAUCUUUUGAUAGAAUGUUUUCAUAAAGCUGAAUCAGAGCAACUAUUGAAAGAACUCUUUUUACUGGGAUGUAUUGUAAAAACCUUAGUUCUUUAUAAUCAGAGAGAUAUAUUGGAACAGAUGGUUGAAGAUGACAAAAUAUAUGGAAUCGUUGGUAUGUUGGAGUAUGACACAGAAUUUCCUACUAUGAAAGCGAAUCACAGAAAAUGUUUGGAGUCAUAUCCACCAACUUGUAAAGAAGUGGUACCGAUAGAUAACGAAGAUUUAAAAUUGAUAGUGAAGAAGUGUUUUCGCCUGUCCCUUUUAAAAGAUGUUGUUCUUGUGCGAUUUUUGGAUGAUCACAAUUUUCAUCUCAUCCUCGAUAUCAUACUAGAUUUGCAAACAUGUAUUAUUGGCUUUUUACAAAUUGAUUCAUGUUUGGAUAAAUUACUUGAUUUAUAUGAUAAAAAAAAUGACAAAGAAGAGGGAAUCAUCAACAAAAGGAAAGAUGGGAUCAAACUAGUCCAUCAAUGUGUUCAAAUGUCCAAGAAUUUAGAUCCCAUAGAUAAAUCAAAAUUUUACAAAACAUUGGUUAGAAAAAAAUUAUUCAAGCUACUGGAUUAUGCAUUUCAUGUGGAAACUGACAGUGGCCUUAGAAUCAUGGCCACAGAUACAAUUGUAACGAUUAUUGAGCAUGAUAUAUUAUUAAUUCAUAAUGUGCAAAAUGAGGAUUAUGAUUCCCAGCAACGCAAUGAUGAACCGGAAUGCAGAAAGGACCUUAUUUGUGGUGUGAAAGAAUUAAAUUCCCUUAAUGAUUCUGGCGCUAGAAUGGACAUGUCUCUACUUCUCAUCUUGUCGACCAUCUUGUUGACGGAUAAAAGCCCUGGUUUACAAGAACAAGUUGCUCAAGCGCUACACACAUUACUUCAUCCGGACGGGUGUCUUUCAAAUGGCAACGAAAACGAAAAUAGCCCCAUACACGAUGAAACUGAUACCAGUUUGAGUAAUUAUGGCCUCGAUAGAGAGGAGCUUGGCGAUGAAAAUCCUAAUGGAAACAACGGCAAUGCCUCUUAUUUUCAGAUUGUGGAUUAUUUUGCUAAUUUUUAUAAGCAGGUUGCUCCUGUAAUUUUUAGACCUUUAUCAAAGGCAGGAAAAUCGGAUGAAGCAAAACCAAUUUUUACUUAUGAUGACAAUUUGCUUAUUCAUUUGGUUAAACUCGUUUCAUUUAUUUGUACUGAACAUGAUAGGCGACUGUCCCGAGAAUUUGUUUUAGAGAGCGGAUUGUUAGAGUCAGUGAGCGAGUUUAUCGGACCCACUCACUCUCUUCAACUAAGACUGACUGCAGUUAGAUGCCUCAAGAACAUUAUGUGUCUUGAUGAUGAUUAUUAUCAUAGGUAUAUGAUAUCAAAAGAACUCUAUCGUCCAAUAUUCCUACUGCUACAAGAAAAUAUCAAUAAAGAUAAUCUAGCUAAUUCAUGCAUUCAGGAUUUUCUCAAAAUCAUUUCUAUAAGCUGCCUGGUUAACAAGGAUGAAUUUCCAUUGGAAAACCCAAGUGUUGCUUACAAAAGAACAAAUUUUAUUCUUUUAAACAAGCAUGUGGUCCAAAGAUACGGAGAUGUUCUAUCAGAAGCCCAUGAUAUCAAGUUCAUAGAGGAUAUGAAAAAGUGCUACGAGGAGCAAAUUACAACUGAGAAAAAUAAAUGGGAAAAUGGCGAAGGCGCUGCUGAAAAUCACGGUUUGAUUCUAGUUGAAGAAACACGGACCCUCAGGAGGUCUUCACACUCAGCGUCAAGCGAUAGCGAUCCAGAAGAGAAAGAGAGGCACUCAUUCAAUCAUCAAAGCGUAAGAUUUAAAAAAGUACUUGAAAAAAUAAAUACCGUUGAACCACCGUCUGCCAUCUUAGGGGAGCUCAUGAGAGAAUAA